This is a messenger RNA of Colletotrichum orchidophilum, 1608 nucleotides long. RefSeq names its product methyltransferase domain-containing protein. Gene Ontology annotation, biological process: ribosomal large subunit biogenesis; rRNA methylation. Gene Ontology annotation, cellular component: nucleolus. The record is from RefSeq and is a predicted model, not a curated record. The coding region runs from base 1 to 1608 and encodes 535 amino acids. NCBI's taxonomy places the organism in Eukaryota, Fungi, Ascomycota, Sordariomycetes, Glomerellales, Glomerellaceae. Gene Ontology annotation, molecular function: rRNA (adenine) methyltransferase activity. The transcript has a single exon.
AUGUUCGCUGUCCCAGGAUGGUCCGUAGCGGCCGAGGGUCUCAAAACUGAGACCCAGGUGAAGAAGGCCAGCGCCCCCAAGAACGAGAGCAAGAAGCGCAAGAGGGCCAACAAACAGGAGAAGAAGGAAAAAAAGGCGCCCAGCUCGGGCGCAAACUCUGUCUUGGUGAACCCUCGCGUUUUUGGAGAGAAGAGGGAGGACGGCGAGGCUGCCGGAGACAAGCGCAGGAGGAGCGACGGCGGCGAGGCUGACCACGAUGAUGCUGAUGAUGCCGAUGAGGCUGAGACGCCCAAGCCGAGCAAGAAGCAGAAGAAGGAAAAGAAGGAAAAGAAGAAUGAGCAUGACACGACCCAGCAGACUCCCAAAUCCGACAAGAAGGAAAAGAAGCAGAGGAAGGAAAAGUCCAACGAAGGUGAGCCGACACCAGCAGAGACGCCGUCCAAGGCGCAGCAAACGCAAAAGGCCCCGGCAGACAAGGACGGGGAGAAGAAGAAGAAGAAGAAGAAGGACAAGGAUGCCGCCGCCGCCAUCGCCGCCUCCGUGCCCCCCGUCCCGCCCGCCGCCGCCAAGCUCACCCCGCUCCAGCGCUCCAUGCGCCAGAAGCUCGUCUCGGCGCGCUUCCGCCACCUCAACGAGACGCUCUACACCCGCCCCUCGGCCCAGGCCUACCAGCUCUUCGAGGAUUCUCCCGAGAUGUUCUCCGAGUACCACGAGGGCUUCCGCCGCCAGGUCGAGGUCUGGCCCGAGAACCCCGUCGACGGCUACAUCCGCGACAUCAAGCUCCGCGCCAAAGCCCGCUUCCCCAACGCCCGAGGCCGCCCGGGAGCGCAACCCGCACCCAACGGCCCUCAACCCUUGCCCCGUACCGACGGCACGUGCUACAUCGCCGACCUGGGCUGCGGCGACGCCCGUCUCGCCUCGACCCUCGACCCCGAGUCCAAGAAGCUCAAGCUCCAGAUCACGAGCUACGACCUGCACUCCCCCGCCAAGCACGUCACAAAGGCCGACAUCGCCAACCUGCCCCUCGAAAACGACUCUGUUGACGUCGCCAUCUUCUGCUUGGCCCUCAUGGGCACAAACUGGCUCGACUUCAUAGAGGAAGCCUACCGCAUCCUCCACUGGAAGGGCGAGCUUUGGGUCGCCGAGAUCAAGUCUCGCUUCGGCCCCGUGCACCGCAAAAACGCCGUCGUCUCCCACAGCGUCGGAAACCGAAAAAAGGCCGCCGCCGCCGUCGCCGGGAAAAAAACAAAGGAGCCUGAGGAGACGGAGGCGGAUCGCACGGCUCUCGCCGUCGAGGUCGACGGCCACGAGGACAGGCGCGGCGAGACGGACGUCUCGGCUUUUGUCGAGGCGCUGAGGAAGCGCGGCUUCGUCUUGGCGGGCCAGGGCGAGGGCAACAAGGGUGCCGUGGACCUGUCGAAUAAGAUGUUUGUCAAGAUGCACUUUAUCAAGGGCGCGGUGCCCACCAAGGGCAAGGGUCUUGCCGCGGCCAAGGCGGCUGGCUACGUGGAGAAGGAGAAGAAGCAGAAGAGGUUCGUGUGGGAGACUGAAGAGGACAAGGUUGAUGAGACGGGUAUCCUGAAGCCCUGUGUGUAUAAGUUGCGGUAG